Molecule: messenger RNA, 207 nt
Organism: Thlaspi arvense
Lineage: Eukaryota; Viridiplantae; Streptophyta; Magnoliopsida; Brassicales; Brassicaceae
Source: the annotation of a GenBank genome assembly
AUGGAACUGAAGUCGAUAAUUUCACUUGGAAACAAAGGCUCAAUAUUUGCAUUAGUGCAACCCGGGAAUUGGACUAUCUCCACACAAACAACAAGCAAAGUGUCAUACGUGUUAUGUGGAAGGCCAGCAGUGGAUUUAAGAUAUGACGAUGAUGAUGAUGAUGAUGAUGAUGAUGAUGAUGAUGAUGAUGAUGAAAGUCUAAUUUAG